This is a messenger RNA of Zasmidium cellare ATCC 36951, 2262 nucleotides long. RefSeq lists its product as uncharacterized. Gene Ontology annotation, molecular function: chromatin binding; ATP binding; ATP hydrolysis activity. Gene Ontology annotation, cellular component: nuclear origin of replication recognition complex. The record is from RefSeq and is a predicted model, not a curated record. Gene Ontology annotation, biological process: mitotic DNA replication checkpoint signaling; DNA replication initiation. Bases 1 to 2262 code for a protein of 753 amino acids. Lineage: Eukaryota; Fungi; Ascomycota; Dothideomycetes; Mycosphaerellales; Mycosphaerellaceae. The transcript has a single exon.
AUGCCUCCCAAACGACUCCGAACGAAGAUUGAAAAAGCCAGGCACUACCUGUCCGGAGGUGGAGUCGUACGCGAAGACUCUGACGAUGAGCUGGGACUCGAGGAUCUGCCGUGGGAAUGGAUCUACGAGGACAAAAAGUCGACGAAGAUUUGCGGCGCUCGCAUGGGGACGUUCGAGUGCUACUUGGGCGAUACAGUGUUGUUAAAAGCGCCGGCGAGCAAUGAAGCAUGGGUCGCCAUCCUCUACGAAUUUCUAGAGGGAGAAAACGAGGACGAAGAUGGAGACACAAUCAUUGAGAAACAAGCGAGUAUGCUGUGGCUCUCGUCGGAGAAAGAGAUCAGGAGCAAGAAGAAGCGAACAGACUUCCUCGAGAACGAGCUAUAUCUUACAUCGAACUUCGACCAGAAUGCACUCGCCACGAUCAACGGCAAGGCAAAUGUCCUCUCCAAAGAGGAGUUUGAUCGCUCGUAUCCCAGCGGUAAGGUUCCGAGGUCAUCCAAAGGACAUGGCAAGACAUUCGUGUGCAGACGCGGUGUCAACACCAGGACCGCUACGUACACAGAAGAGUUCAAGUGGGAAGAUGUGUACAAAGGUCGGGAGGAUAUGGACAACUUGGUAGAGCUGCUGGAAUCGCAGACGGUGAAGACGAGACGCAGGAGAGCUGCAACCAAAACGAAAGAUCUGGAUGACUUUGUCAUGGACGACGAUGAGUUCGACGAGCCUGAGACACCGAAGAAGAGGAGGAAGCUCAAUUCUGCAACACCGACGCCCUCGAAAGCAAAGCAGCUCACGCCGAGGAAGUUCACUACCCCGAGUGGACGCAAGAUCAUCACCAAGAAGCCAUUGGAGUUCACGCCUCUCGGGACAAGAAUGCUAUCCCCUUCGCAGAUGCAGUCCUCGCCGUAUCAAAUCGCGCGGUCUACUCUGCAUGUCUCCGCUGUACCGCACGCUUUGCCUUGCCGAGAGAACGAGUUCGACACUGUGCACUCACAUUUGGAAGCUGCAAUCACCGCAGGGACGGGAGCUUGCAUUUACAUAUCUGGGACCCCUGGCACUGGAAAGACGGCCACGGUGCGCGAGGUUGUAGCCAACCUCCAGACGGCCGUGGCUGAAGAGCAGCUGGACGACUUUUACUUCGUGGAGAUCAACGGGAUGAAAGUCACGGAUCCUCACCAAUCGUACAGCUUGUUGUGGGAAGCACUGAAGGGCGACAGAGUCAGCUCUGCGCAUGCUUUGGAACUGCUGGAGCGGGAGUUUACCACACCCAGUCCCAGACGAGUACCCUGUGUUGUGCUGAUGGACGAGCUGGAUCAACUGGUAACGAGGAAUCAAGGAGUCAUGUACAACUUCUUCAAUUGGCCGCAACUUCGACACUCGCGUUUGAUCGUGCUAGCAGUCGCCAACACCAUGGACUUACCAGAACGGACUUUGUCCAACAAGAUCUCAAGUCGACUGGGCUUGACGCGGAUAACAUUCCCAGGCUACAGUCACACCCAGCUGAUGACCAUCAUUCAAAGCCGACUAGAAGGCGUGGGCAAAGUCAUCGUGGAACCAGACGCUGUACAGUUUGCAAGUCGAAAAGUCGCCGCGGUCUCAGGAGACGCACGACGUGCACUAGACAUCUGUCGACGAGCCGUGGAAAUCGCGGAGCAGGAGUCAUCACAGCAAGAUCCAGGUAAAGAAAACCUGGCUCCUGGAACUCCUAGCAAGACUCCAGGAAAGACGUCCACUCUCGCUUCGAAGGCUGGCAUCGUCACGAUUGGGACGAUCAAACGCGCAAUCAACGAAGCCACUUCGACUCCACUAGCAGCCCAUCUCCGCUCACUGCCUCUAGCAAGCAAGAUCUUCCUCGCGGCUUUGCUCUCUCGACUACGCCGGACUGGAAUCACUGAAUCGACCUUAGCCGACGUCGUGGAUGAGGCUCGUCGAAUUGGUAUCAUGGCGCAGAACAAGAACGUCGAUACAUACCUUUUAACGCCUGGCCCGACGCUUGAGCAGCAGCCGGAGGAAGAGCUGGGAGUGGGAGUAAUCAGCACGCCGUCAAAGCGUGGUCGACCUGCUGCAAAGAAAGAGAUCGAUAAGGCGGCGAGAGUGCUCGGCCUCGGGGCAGUGGCAAUGGAGCUUUCUGAAGCAGGUAUCAUUGGAGUGGAAAGCCGACAUGGAGAUCGGGUCGGACGAGUAAGGCUCGGCGUGGUCGAGGAGGAUAUUCGAGGAGCGCUACGAGAAGAUGAGGAAAGUCGAGGACUAGGAUUCGGUAGUUGA